GUAACUUCCCUUUAAUUUGGAAAACGAAGUUGUGUGAACAUGUACAGAAAUUUUAAAUUCCUUGGCGUUGCAACGAGAUAAUCACUAUAUAGAUUUAUUCUAAAACAGCUUUAACUAAGCUUAAUAUUCCAAGUCUUCCAUCUUUCUACACAAUGUUUUGAUUUUGCUGAAAUAGAACAAUAUGGAUUCUAAACACAAAGAAUUAUUGAUCAGGAAUAGGGUAGAAUUGGUAGAGAAUCUCAAUGUGUCUGACGGUCUGUUUACACAGUUGAUAGCAAGGAAAAUAUUUAACCAGCGCAUGGUUAGAACUAUACAGCAUAACAGAAGUCCAGACCAGCAAGCGGAAGAAUUAUUGAACCUUCUUCCAACAAGAGGACCUAAAGCGUUUGAUGCUUUCUGUGACUCUUUAAAAGAAGAUCUACAAGAACAUGUUGUAGAUUUAUAUUUAACAACGAAAGAAGAGGAAAAAUCUGAAACAGAAACUACAAACUCAUGUAGUAGUAGACUUCUCAAUGAUGAACCGUCUCAUGCUGAGACUACAUCUUUUAUGAGAAUUCAUACUCAUGUGACAGUUCCUUCUACAACGACAUCUCAUACUUAUGAUAAUGCAAAUUUAGCAAUAUCCGGUGCAAAUUAUACGUCUGCUGUGCAGCCACGUCCACAUUCGUCUCCGCCAAGAUUAAUCAACCCUCCAGACAAUCAUCAUCAAUUCUUUGUACAAUAUUCGUCAAACAGUCGAGACCCAAAUCAAAAUUUUUCUAAAGAAGAGCUGAAAGGCGAAGCUCGUUAUAAGUUUCAGCAUUACAUAUCCGAUCCAUAUUAUAAUGGUUUGAAUAAUGAUAAACCUAGAGACAUUUCUCAGGAAUCUUUCCAUAAAAUCAACAGUCUUCCUCAUCAUUGGGAUUCAUCACCAAGAAAGUUUGCUGGAAACACUCAUAUAUUAAUCAGGAACGAUAGUGUUGAUGCCAUGACAAAGAAUGGUAAAGAAUAUCCAGAUAAUAUGGAACAAUCAGCGAAAAGACCAAGAUUAGCUGAGGAUGAGAUCAUCACCAUUCCAGUCUUUGAGGACCCAAAGCCAAAACGAACACCACCAAUAGUAUUAGUCAGUACACAGUCUAAAGAAAUAAUAGACCCUGAACUAGAGACUGGGAAACGAUUGAUGGUCCCAGGAGGUGAACAUGAUGACCCCUCAUUAGACCUUACAGAUGGACCAGUAAUGGUCAAAGUAGAGUCCAGUACCAGACAGUUUUACAUAGAACAUUAUAAAAAGUCCUAUUCUAUGAUCAGGAUACCAAGAGGGAAAGCCUUGAUAGUAAAUGUUAAUGAAGUGGAAGGAAAGCCGCCCAGGAGAGGAACAAAUAUUGAUAGGGAUAAUCUUUAUCAUCUAUUUUCGCAGUUGCAUUUUGAUGUAACAAUUUAUAAUGAUUCAGAUGGUUUGACUGCUAAGGAAAUAGCAAUCAAAUUGCAAGAGUUUAGCGAGUUGUCUGACCACGCCCAUGCUGAUGCCUGUGUAGUAUGUAUACUCAGUCAUGGAGAGGAAGGAUAUAUAUUUGGUACAGACGGGAGAAAGAUAUUUCUAGACAGCAUCAUGUCUUUAUUUGAUAAUAGCCAUUGUAAAAAUCUAAGAGGAAAGCCAAAAAUAUUUAUUAUUCAGGCUUGCAGGGGAGGAGCAUUAGACAGUGGUGUGAUGUAUGGUGAUGAACAUGAUGGAGCCCCUUGUAAGCCUUAUCAACUACCAACUAUGUCAGAUAUGCUUAUAUGUUUUCCUACGCAAACAGGGUAUUAUGCCUGGAGAAACAGAGAACGAGGCAGCUGGUAUAUUGAAGCUCUUGUUCAAGUUUUUAUGAAGUUUGCCAGAACAGAAGAUGUUUGCACAAUGUUAAAUAGGGUCAAUUCUGUUGUCUCAAGGAAAAUAUCAAGAUGUCCACAGAUAGAAAUGGACCAAAUGUCUCAAAUGUCUGAGUAUAAAAGUACACUGAGGAUGCCACAUUUCUUCUUCUUCCCUGGCAUUGGUAGUGGAUAGAGAAAAGAAAUUAGGUAUUUGUGUUUGUUAUUCAGGAAAGUGCUAUGGAAGAACAGAUAUGUCUACAUCACAGUUAGUUAUAUAAAGGAAGGGAGAAAGAAAGAAAUAAUUGUUUUGUGGUAUCCUUAGACAGAGUUCUAGAAACGUGGUGGUCCGAAAGUUUUGACUAUCAAAAUUUCCAAAGCACCACCACAAUUUUGGUAUUUUCAAUAGUGAGGACCAGCAGAUUUCUGCGAGGACCACCAGGAAAAGAAAGAUUUAGAGAACUCUGUUUAGAUUGUUUGCGUUUGUUAUUUUUGAUAAAACAACAAUAAAUUAUCUGUAUUGUUAGAAAUGGGGUUUUGUAGAAAAUAGAUUUUUUUUGUAAAUCUUUGAAAUAAUGGUAUUCAUUAGUAAUACAAUAAACCUGUCUAAACUGAACCCUGUGUAAAGCAGGAACCUGUCUAUUCAGAACACCUGUAUCAUGACAUGCAACAAGAAUAUUUCCAUUUUGUAAACUGAAAUCCUUUCUGUUCCAAAUUAAAUCUCCAAGGUCAACAAGAAAUCCAAAGAAAUAUUCUUUAAUCAUCAUUAAAACUUGUGUACUGAUAGAUGGGAAUAAAUAAAACUGUUGAAUCAAGAUAUCAAUAGAAUAUUGAUUGAUUGUAUAACUUAUGAAUCUGAUCCAAACAUCAUUUUCUCUCUGUAAGGGGUUUGUUUGACUGAAAUGUUUUUUAUGUACAUUGUAUCAGUUGUUACUUGUAGAUAUUUUUAUGGGUUUUUGAGGUUAAUAUUUUGAAGAAAAUUGUUUGUUAUAAGCUUGUUAUUGUUUUAUAGUAUGUAAUUGUUACAAAAUCCAUAUACUUUAUGAUAUGAGUGAGAAUAUUUUCUAGAAGAAAAUGAAAUGUACGUGUUAUUUUAUAAUUUAAUCCCGAUAUUGACAGAAGAGGAACACAUUGUCGUUUAGUUUAACAAUACCUGUGAGAGUUAAUUAAAAAAUAUUAAUAAAAGAUGUUAUUUCUGUUUUUCAUUUUCAUAUUUAAAUGAUCUGCCGAAGUCACGGAAAAAGAAUUAUGCUUAAAAAUUUCUUCAUAAGACUAA
Molecule: messenger RNA, 3103 nt
Organism: Mytilus trossulus (common blue mussel)
Lineage: Eukaryota; Metazoa; Mollusca; Bivalvia; Mytilida; Mytilidae
Product: caspase-2-like
Exons: 10
Coding region: 182-2023 (613 amino acids)
Biological process (GO): regulation of apoptotic process; proteolysis
Molecular function (GO): cysteine-type endopeptidase activity
Source: RefSeq, a predicted model, not a curated record